CUCUCCUCCGCUCAUCCCCCCCCCAUGCAGCCGCCUCGGUGGUCAGCGGGGCUCCAGCGGGACGCAAAAACCAAACUGCAGCUGAAGAACUGAGCCGUGGAACACAGACAGCGGAGUGUACUGGACCUCCUUCCCCCGGUUGGAACGGGCCCACGAGCCGAAGGCGUUGUCUGCACAGAUGAGGACGGUCUCGCACUCUGUGAAUGGACUAUAAGAUAAAGAGAUAGUGGAUUACAUUGUCGUUUACGGUCUCUUCACAAAUGACAACUUUAAGUUUAAAAGCCACAUAAACUAGCUCAUCAUGCUUUUGAAGUCAGGACUAUUCUUCAUUUUGUGUCUGUUUACCCUCCAAGCAAGUCGGAUCAAAGACCUACGCGAUCACGGUUUUUCCGGACUCAGGGAUGUGAAGUAUCGACACUUUCUAGAAGCCUCCAGGCCGAUCCGACACACCACUAAUGUCAGAGCGGAGCAGGACGGGCACCGGACCAAGAGGUCGGCGCUCUUCACCACGGGGGUCAAACUGUGUCCCCAGGAGACGGUGAAAGCCGUCAUCGGCAGCCAUCGGGCCUAUUACAAGCUCAGAGUCUGUCAGGAGGUGAUAUGGGAAGCCUUUCGGAUCUUCCUGGACCGAGUCCCAAACUCAGAGGAGUACAUCGCCUGGCUUCAUACCUGCCAGCAUGAAAACCUCUGCAUGGACGACCUGGCCCAGAACUUCAGUAGCUCUCAGGAGCAUCUGGACAUGGUGGCCCAAAGAGUAGCCGAGCAAGAUGAAAGUGAAGGGGUUAUCGCUGAAAUCACCGAGGCAGAAAGGGAUUGCACCUGGACACCUCCGCCGAUCCUGCUGCCGACCGAGAGUGAAGCGAUUCAGGAAGACCACAACAUGAUAAAAGAGAACUAUGAGGAGUACAUUGUUGAGUUCAGAGUCACCAUCGCUGAUCCGGCGUACAGCAAGCUGUUCAGUGACCCGACGGCCAAGUACAGUGACAUCAAACGGGAGCUCACAGAAAGGAUGGUUCGUGUGUUUGAAAAAGUUCCAGGAUUCAAAGAGAUUCGUGUGCUUGGAUUUCGCUCAGAGGAUGUGUCUGUGCGGUACGCCGUGGUCUUUAAUGGAGAAACGGAGCUCAACGACCAACCCGACGGUCUCGAGGGGCUUGAGAAGGACGAGGACGUACAUGCCCCUAAACUAAAGCACAUCAUCGUUAAGGCCUUAAAGCAGGAUCUGUCCCUGCCGCUGGACAUGCAGACACUGAGCUUCGAGACGGUGACCACGGUGUAUCCAGUGGCUGAGCUCGGCAUGGACCCCGUCCGGGGGCCCGGGGACGGCGCCACGCAGGCGCCGACAGCGGACUUGGAGAACUCUUUGGAAGCUUUUGGAACCAGGCCGGAAACACACACGUUUGUGCCUUUCAUACCCAACGUCGUCCCAGAAAUGAUUCCCACCGCCACCGACCAGACCCCUUUAGCGUCAUCGGCGGAGGGGGAGUCCACAGAGGAGUCAGGAGACAUUAAGAAACCUGAAGCAAAAGUGGAAGAAGGAGCAGAGCCAGAGCCGGGGGAGACGUCGGCAUUCGAUGGCGGAGGGGAGGCGCGGCCUGAGGGACGGGUGACACAAGAACCCGAACCAGUGGAUGGUGUCAGUGAGGAACGUCCAACGGGACGGAAUGAGGACCGUCCCUUGGCUGCCCCCGACUCCAAACCAGAAGAAGUACUUACCGAUGCAGCUAUUGAGGUUAACUUGGACCUACCCGGGUCUGCAGACCCCUCCGUUACUGAAUUUUCUGUCGUGGAAGCAAAAGCCCCAGUCCCUACGACACCUUCUCACGAGGAGUUCUUCCAAGGCCUUGAACCAGCGCCGGACGGGAGCGGACCCACGUCCUCCUCCGAGGAGAGCGGCAAAGCCCCCGAGGACAGGGACGAGUCCGGCGGAGGGCCCAGCGGAGCGGCCCCGGCUCCCACGGACUUGCCUCCGGAGAACGUUCAAGGCGACACGGGGUCAACUCUGAGCGGGGUCGAGGGCGAAGUGACGGAGUCUCUGGAAGACGAGAGCGGCAGCGGAUUUCCCUCCGAGUUCGACGAGCGGCCGCACGAGUCCACGGCCGCACCGGCCACGAGACCAGUCAGCACCCCCAUGAUGACCGCAGCGGACAAGGGGAAAGAAUUGGUGGUUUUCUUUAGCUUGAGGGUCACUAACAUGAUGUUUUCUGAUGGCCUGUUCAACAAGAGCUCCCCAGAGUAUAAAUCACUGGAGAAUACCUUUCUUGAGCUGACACAGCACUCUGGGUCCAGACACUCGCCAAAUCCUGGAGCUUCCAGUAAAUCUGGGCCUGGGAGGCAGAAGACUUUAGCUUCCAUACCGCUUCUCCCAUAUCUCCAAUCCAAUUUGACUGGAUUCAAGCAGCUGGAGAUCCUCAACUUCAGGAACGGCAGCGUUGUGGUGAACAGCAAAAUGAAACUGGACAAGCCGGUGCCGUACAACGUCACCGAAGCGGUUCACUGUGUGCUCGAAGACUUCUGCAACGCAGCGUCCAAGCGCCUCGACAUCGAGAUCGACAGCCGCUCGUUGGAAGUGGAACCAGGUGACCACGCGGACUCCUGCAGGUUCCUGGCCUGCAACGAGUUUUCUCGGUGCGUCGUGAACGGCUGGACACGGGAGGCAGAGUGUCUGUGCGACCCGGGUUACAGCGCCGCCGACGGGCUGCCGUGUCAGAGCACCUGCGCUCUGCAGCCGGACUACUGCCUGAACGGAGGCCUGUGUGAAAUAGUCCCAGGGCACGGAGCCGCCUGCAGAUGUCCUGUAGGUAAAUUCUGGCACUACCACGGCGAGCGCUGCAACGAGCUGGUGUCGAUGCCAGUGGACCCUCCGCUCAUUGUGACCUGCCUGCUGGGAAGCCUCUGCUUCGUUUUCGCCGUCAUCGGCAUUCUGAUGUUUGUUAACAAGAAAUGUAUAAAGACCAGAAAGGCGAUCACCUUGGUGCCUACCCUUGCUCCCUAUGCCUUUGAGAAUACUUUGAGGGUCAACCCCGUAUUUGAGAAUGAUGAUGGUGUCUUAACUCAAGUGUCCACAUUGCCAUACCCUUCAAGCUCUUCUUCUUCCCAAUCCCAACAGUCUGAACAAGAACAUUUUGCCUCAAUUGAAAAUAUACAUCUGAGUAUUGAGAUCCCCCGACAACUCUACACAACCAGAUCAGAAAAGUUAGUCUCAGAAAUGGUGGACUUCCAUCAGUGUAUACCACACAAUGAGCUCUAUGAUGCGUGCAAAGGUAAAACGUAUAUGCAUGAUGCCCCUGCUGGAAUUUAACUUACAAACCAAAUCAUAGCAUCUAAACAGUAGCUUCAAUAUGAUUGUGGGAAAAAGCAUUAACCACGAAUGAUUUUCAUGCUCAGUGUGAAUCGGUGCUCCUCCAAUGAAAGUCCCUCUCUUGAAUUUGAGGAUGUUAUUUGAUUCAUAAGAAGCAAACAUCCUGAAGAGCCACAAGGAUAUUCUUUCAUUCAUCGUAGUAUUCCAACGGAAAUAAGCCAUUUCUCAUUCUCUCUCUUGUCUCUUCUAGACAUGGCGACCGCAAACUGAAUACAGAACACGCCGUCUUUUAAGGGCAUCAGAUAACGAGUGUUUCGAAGUCAGCGUUCUUUGAUGGGACCGCGCUUGUGUGUGGAGCAGCUGACGCAGUGGCACGGUGCAUAACAGGAGGUAGCGGAGACUGUGUUUAACUUUAAAUGGAAGCGAUGGUAGGCAAGUCAAAAGGUGUUUAAAGUGUUGAAAUUAAUUGUUCAUAGUGAUCAAAGCGUCUUGUUAGACAGUGAGCUAUGGAUAUUAAAGUGGAAACUAAUAUUUAUUCUAUAUAUUGAAUGGUAGGGACAUUUCCUGGAUAGUCUUCACCAAAGGAUGUUCUUUCCUCACAAUGAGGUAUUUAUUAUUUACAACUUGAUACACUUAGUGGUAUCGUGAAUUUAGACUGUAAAAGCUAUAUUUGAACCGUAUAUCCCAAAAAGAGAAUGAAUGUAAAGGGCUGUUGAUUUGGGUCAUGACACAUUCAUUGUUCAUAUAAAUAUUGGUUGCUGAGCUCUCUGCCCUAUUCAAAAUAAUCUUCCAACUAAUCAUUUCUGUUUUGAUUUUUUUUUUUUUUUACACAUUUUGCAUUUAAACGCAAAAAAUAAAAUGUUUUUUUUGCA
Molecule: messenger RNA, 4170 nt
Organism: Pungitius pungitius (ninespine stickleback)
Lineage: Eukaryota; Metazoa; Chordata; Actinopteri; Perciformes; Gasterosteidae
Gene: impg1b
Product: interphotoreceptor matrix proteoglycan 1b
Exons: 18
Coding region: 302-3298 (998 amino acids)
Biological process (GO): visual perception
Source: RefSeq, a predicted model, not a curated record